Molecule: messenger RNA, 2269 nt
Organism: Plutella xylostella (diamondback moth)
Lineage: Eukaryota; Metazoa; Arthropoda; Insecta; Lepidoptera; Plutellidae
Product: WD repeat domain phosphoinositide-interacting protein 2
Molecular function (GO): protein binding
Source: RefSeq, a predicted model, not a curated record
UGUGGAAGUGGAGGGGAUGAUGGCGAUUGUCGUCUAGCGCGCGGGGAGGGGGCUUGUUUUUAGCUGCAAGGUCGUUCUUUGUGUCAAAAAAUUUUGCUUGUGACGAAUACUCUGUUUAUAAUAAUUACUGACUGUUUGUGCUCGGUUUUAAAGGUCGUUGUGCGUGUAUGUCUUGUGUAGUUUUUAGUUUCUAAAUCAAUCCGUAAACUUUGAACGUUCCAAUGAAUUUGGGAGGAGGACAAAACACAGAUGGACCCAAUGCAGGAGGAAUAUUUGUUCAAUUUAAUCAGGAUUGCACGUCCCUAGUGGCGGGCAGCAGUAACGGGUACCACCUGUUUGCGCUGACCCCUGACGAUGGGGUGGAGGAGAUCUACGCCAGCCGGUCCGGGCAGGACACCUGCCUCGUCGACCGCCUCUUCAGCUCCUCUCUUGUCGCCAUUGUUACCCUCUCUGCGCCCAGGAAACUGAUCGUGUGCCACUACAAGAAGGGCACCGAGAUAUGCAACUACAGCUACAGCAAUACCAUCCUCGCCGUCAAACUGAACCGAUCGCGUCUAGUAGUAUGCCUCGAAGAGUCCCUUCACAUCCACAACAUCCGCGACAUGAAGAUCCUACACACGAUCCGCGACACGCCGCCCAACCCGCGCGGCAUCUGCGCCCUGUCGCCCUGCGCCGACCGCUGCCUACUCGCGUACCCGGGCUCGGCUGCGCAGGGUGAAGUACAGAUCUUCGACGCCGUUCAUCUGAACGCAUCCUGCGUGAUCAGCGCGCACGAGGCGCCGAUAGCGGCGCUGGCGUGGUCGCAGUGCGGCAAGCGGCUCGCCACGGCCAGCGAGCGCGGCACCGUCAUACGAGUGUUCAGCGUGCCCGAGCGCACCCGACUGUUCGAGCUGCGCCGCGGCAUGAAGCGCUGCGUUGCCAUAUCGUGCCUGGCGUUCAGCGCGUGCGGGCUGUGGCUCGCGGCCGCCAGCAACACCGAGACCGUGCACGUGUUCCGACUGCAGGAAUCGGAAGAGCCCACCUCCGCGCCCACCGACGACGCGCCCGACACGGCGAGCUGGUCCGGCUGGCUGUCGUCCGUGGCGGCGGCGGGCGCCGGGCUGCUGCCCAGCGUGGGCGCCGUGCUGGCGCAGGGCCGCGCGCGCGCCGCCGCCCGCCUGCCCGCGCCCGCCCCCCGCGUGCAGUGCGCUAUUACAGCCGCGACCGGCAAAUCCCCGCGGCUCGUCGUAGCGACCUCUGCCGGCGACCUCUACAUGUUCGCGUUAGACCCUGUCGAGGGCGGCGACUGCACCCUGCUCCGAACGCACUCGCUGCUGCCCCGCGACAAUACCGCGCAGGAAGCGUCGCCGGGGCCCGGGGCGAGCUACGCGCUGGCGCUCAGCGGCCGGCCCAAGGACCUCACAGAUUCUCUCCGUGACCGCGAGAUAGGCGCAGCCCUGGAGGGGUCCCCUCCGCGGGGCUCGUUCGACCUCCGCGACCCGCGCCACUUCCCUCCCAUGAGGACAGCUGACACUGGGGACCAUUAGACGACUCUACGCACUGUGAACUCCUUGGUUUCUAGACUCUUUGUUGGCGCGUUACGUUCGGUCGUUCGAUUUGCGAAUGAGCGAAAUGAUUGGUUCGUUCAUUCAGUGUUACUGGCUGGUUUUGUGUGAAAUUCAGUAUAUUACCUAUUUCGAUUGAGAGAUAAUAUAUUUUCCCAUGUAUUUGUAUUUCUCAUAUAAUAUACCUAAUAUGACGGGCUGAUUUGAAAUAGAGAACGAAUCGUAUUUAGAUACUUGUGGACCUCACGCCUAAUCAAGUUCUAUUUUUUUAUCCUCAUACAUAAAUGUUUAGAAACCAAGGAGUGAACAAUUAAUCAUUGUUUGUACAUAAAUACAGAACAGCGUCGUAUUAAUUAUGUAUUGAACAAUGGUGUGUAAAAAAACAAUUUGAAAUGAUAAAUAUGUUACAAAAACAGAAAUGUGGCGAACCCCUCUUUUUGUUUUAUGUAAAUUCAUAAAUAUUUUUGUAAAUAAGUAAUAUGGAAAGCCCAUUACGCAGUUUCAAAAUUUAUAGUAUUUUUAAAAUCUUCAAUUCUAAUUAGAUUCGUAACCUCUGUGAUAUUUAAAUUCAUAGCUAUUCAAUUGAUAUUAUCACAAAAUCCCUUUAUACCAUAAAAAAACUCUGCGAUAAUUGGAAAUAUAUAAAAUCUUUGAAUGUAACUAGUGAGUAAAUACAUACAUAUUUAUGUGAUUUGAUGGUUUUCAAGCCGCACAACAAAAAAACA